AUGACCUCUAACCCCGCCCUUUCCUCGGAAGCGCUCGCGUUCCGCAGGGACACCUGUCUCAUGGCGAAGCACAUCACCGCUAUCUGCGGCUUGCCGAGCAACCCGGUCAAGGAAGGUGUCACGUACGACGGCGACGCAGACGGCACUGUACACUAUCAAUUCUACUUCCCCAAUGCCUCGACGGUGUCCGUCGUGACCUUCGACACAACUGUGUCGCUGGAAAAGAGCGCAGAGAAAGGUGUCUGGACCGGCACGGGACACUACCCACCGGGUCUGCAGUGCUUGAACCUCUUCGUUAAUGGCCACGAUGUCUGCUCUCCGUACCUCCCUUUCGCCUACAACUACAGCCGCCCCAUCAACUACAUUGACGUGCCGCCAGUAGACCUGGAGCAUUGUUACUAUUUGAUGCGACCGCGCAUCGAGUACGGCACCGUGGCACAUGACCUCUUCUCCACCUCCGAGGACACCCAGGAGGCUCUCCUCAUCUACCUGCCGCCGUCGUAUCGCAAGACCGCCAACGCCACCCGCCGCUACCCGGUGCUUUACCUGCAGCACGGCCUUGGCGAGAACGAGAACGCGUGGGUGCAGCACGGCAAGCUGAACAUCAUCGCCGACAACCUCAUUGCGGACGGCAAGAUGACGGAGAUGAUCAUCGUGAUGGGAAAUGGCAUGAUGUACACGCAGGACGGCGUGGUAGACCCAUUCGGCUACGUGGACCGUCUCGUGAAAAACGUAAUCCCGUACGUGGAUGGCAACUACCGCACCCUCGCAGAUCGCAAUUACCGCGCCAUGGCCGGUCUUUCUAUGGGCUCUACCCAGGCGACCUAUGCCACCAUGCAGAACCCGCAUCUCUUUUCUGCCGUUGGCAUCUUUUGCGGCUUCUUGCAGCUGAACUGGAGCAACGAGGUCGCCAAGCGGGAGGAGUACUUCGCCGAGUUCAAGGCGAACCCGCAGGCCUAUCGCGACGCCAUGAAGGUCAUCUUCCGUGCUAUGGGCGACACCGACUCCUACAUCCGUAUCUUUGAGGACGAUAACAAGAUCCUUGACAGCCUUGGCUUCAAGGAGGAUGUGCGCAAGAUGUAUGCGGGUGCGCACUCAUGGCAAGUGUGGCGCAUGUGUGCCACGGACUUCUUGCCUCUCCUUUUCAAGGGCUAG
This is a messenger RNA of Leptomonas pyrrhocoris, 1155 nucleotides long. RefSeq names its product endo-14-beta-xylanase z precursor-like protein. The transcript has a single exon. Gene Ontology annotation, biological process: mycolate cell wall layer assembly. The record is from RefSeq and is a predicted model, not a curated record. Lineage: Eukaryota; Euglenozoa; Kinetoplastea; Trypanosomatida; Trypanosomatidae. Gene Ontology annotation, molecular function: acyltransferase activity, transferring groups other than amino-acyl groups. Bases 1 to 1155 code for a protein of 384 amino acids.